ACACGACCCCGGGUCCCAUUUUCCGGGCAGGCACAACGCAACGGGAGAACAGUCAGCUUCAUUACUUGGAAUAUCUAACCUAUACAUCUCUGACCACUCGUCUGUGUACUGUCUACGAGGUCAUCAGAUAGCUCGAGGACUGCAGCUACGGGGUACUCGAUCUCUGCGGCAACAGACGUGUGCUGGUGGCUGUUGAGCUCGCCGCCAGGAUGAUCGCCAAGAUCAUCGCUCUACCCACCAUCGCCUCUCUCCUCACCUCUUUCCUCGCCCAUGCAUUACCGGCCUCCAAUCCACAAUCUCCCUUCUUAGCAUCCUCCAGUCGAGUGGGACCACAGAGGUUCGACAAUGAGCAAGUAUGGAGGCUGAACUUGACUGCGUUGGACAGCGCAGACAAGGACAAUCUGAUGAAUAUUGUCAAGAUUAUGGAUCUUGACGUAUGGCAUGCCUCGCCCUCCCAAUUAGACGUCCGACUGGACGCCUCUCAGACAGCUCACCUGAGACAAGUUAUUCCUUCCUCCAUGCCUUUCGAACCUAUGAUACCCGAUCUACAGUCAGCUAUCGAGCGAUCUAGUGUCAUACAUACGUCUCUGUCGCAAGAGACUUGGGAUGUGUCCACGAUUGAUACACCUUUCCACGACUCAUAUCACACACUGGACGACCUAUAUUCAUUUGGCGAUCAACUUCAGAGAUAUUUUAAUGGGUACAAAGGCGUUAAGAUCGAGAGCUUCGUGGUGGGAACGACUUUCCAAGACCGUCAGAUACGAGGCUGGAAAGCGAGCAUAGAUACGGAUGGAGGUACUGGCAACCAGACGUUCGGCAAGAAAAAACAGGAACUGGAAUUCGUUCUGCAGAGUGGGCAGCAUGCGAGAGAGUGGAUCGGUCCAUCUACCGCGCUCUACUACCUCCACUGGCUGCUUCUCGCUGCGACGUCUGGACACAGUCCUGAAGCGCUUCUCGCACUACGCACGUUUACGUUCACCGUUGUGCCAACGAUAAAUCCAGAUGGAUACGUGUACAGUCAAGAACACAGUCGAAUGUGGAGGAAGAACAGGCAGUACCUCGGAGUGGACAAUUGCGUCGGUAUCGAUCUGAAUGCCAAUUGGGGAUACAAAUGGCGCAAACCACAACACAACAAUCCAUGUGCCGAGACGUACGCCGGAAAAGCCGCUUUCGAAGCCUUUGAGACUCGAGCCAUGGCAGACUAUCUAUUGAGCGCCAAUGGUCCUGCACCACUGUACGAGCGAGAAGGAGACGAUGAACAGUUCAAUCUACUGAAACCCAAGUCGAAGCGAAUUAGAGCGUUCGUCGACCUGCACAGCUACGGGCAGCUCUUCAUGUACCCUUUCGCUCAUUCAUGCGAAGACUUCCCUUUCGAUGCAGAGAACCUGAUGGAAGCCAGUCUUGGAGUUGCCAAGGCGAUGAGACAGAGGGACGGAGAGGCGUAUAUGACGGGACAGGCGUGCGACCUGACUUACAGGGCACCAGGCGACUCGAUUGACUUUGCAUACGGUACAACUGACGUCAGAUGGUCCUUCUCUACCGAGCUCAGAGAUACCGGGGUGUACGGCUUCCUCCUUCCUGCAUCCUACAUUCGUCCCACGGGAGAAGAGAUCUCUGCUGGACUGACCUUUUUGGCAAAGUUCAUCUAUACGACGGAGAUUGCCGGAUAGAAAUAGCUAUACUCUCAGAAACCUAGACUCAUUGCGCCCAUGAUGUUGUAUCGGGGAUGUCCUAUGACUAUAAACAAUUGUAUCAUGUAUGCUGGUUGGAAUGCAAUUG
This is a messenger RNA of Kockovaella imperatae, 1779 nucleotides long. RefSeq lists its product as hypothetical. Gene Ontology annotation, molecular function: zinc ion binding; metallocarboxypeptidase activity. The transcript has 7 exons. Lineage: Eukaryota; Fungi; Basidiomycota; Tremellomycetes; Tremellales; Cuniculitremaceae. The record is from RefSeq and is a predicted model, not a curated record. Bases 210 to 1670 code for a protein of 486 amino acids. Gene Ontology annotation, biological process: proteolysis.